Carassius carassius (crucian carp) is the source of this 895-nucleotide messenger RNA. It is a transcript of the gene alkbh7, whose product is annotated as alkB homolog 7. The record is from RefSeq and is a predicted model, not a curated record. Gene Ontology annotation, biological process: fatty acid metabolic process; DNA damage response. The coding region runs from base 101 to 802 and encodes 233 amino acids. The transcript is spliced from 4 exons. Gene Ontology annotation, cellular component: mitochondrial matrix. Lineage: Eukaryota; Metazoa; Chordata; Actinopteri; Cypriniformes; Cyprinidae.
AAUCUUAGCGAAUUCAAAAUGGCGCCCCGUCAAUGACAGCAGUGGCACUAGCUCGCUGAAUAUUGUGGAUAUUUUAGUGCCAUCGUAUGUCCUCGACAGAAUGACACUUCUAAUUAGAGUAUCGAAACAAUUACAGAGGAAAUCUCUCCAAAAUCCUUUAUUGUAUAGGCUUUUAUCCGAGAGCUCGGCUUUACGAAAAGGCCCCGAGAGCAAAGAGGAGUGUAAAUGGUUGCACGGAUCGUCUCAGGAAAUUUUAUCCGUAGUGCGUGGGCAUGUUGAAGUUAGACAAAAUUUUAUCAGCGAGGAAGAGGAGAAUGCCCUUUUCAAAGAAGUAGAGACAGGACUUAGAAAAAAGCGAUACGAGUUUGACCACUGGGACGAUGCUAUUCACGGCUACAGAGAAACAGAGCGCCUGCAGUGGGGAGUUACCUGUGAAAGUGUCUUAAGGCGGGUGAGAGCUGUUGCAUUUCCUGAAGGCAGUCCACUGCUUGGGCCAAUUCAUGUUCUGGACCUGGAUAAAGAGGGCUAUAUCAAACCCCAUAUUGACAGUGUGAAGUUCUGUGGAAGCACUAUUGCAGGACUGAGCCUGUUGUCCGAUAGUGUUAUGAGAUUAGUCCCAGAAAAUAAAUCCACAGAUUGGGUGGACUUGCUUCUGAGUCGGCGCUCACUUUAUAUAUUAAGGGAUGAGGCUCGAUUUAAAUUCACCCAUGAAAUCCUGAAAGAUGAAGAAUCUUUUUUCUCAGGACAGAAGGUUCCACGUCAUCGCCGCAUCUCUGUAAUCUGUCGAAACCUGCCUGUGUAAAAGAACUGGCACUUGUCUUGGAAACGCUGUGGCUCUUUUAUAUCACUACCUUUGACUAGAGUUGUUCGUCUUUCAGAUACUCACACACACAGG